Aethalodelphis obliquidens (Pacific white-sided dolphin) is the source of this 3313-nucleotide messenger RNA. RefSeq names its product sperm microtubule inner protein 2 (gene SPMIP2). The record is from RefSeq and is a predicted model, not a curated record. The transcript has 5 exons. NCBI's taxonomy places the organism in Eukaryota, Metazoa, Chordata, Mammalia, Artiodactyla, Delphinidae. The coding region runs from base 2371 to 2937 and encodes 188 amino acids.
UAAGGAGAAAGAAGUAACAAGAUGUAGAUGACAAAGAUAAAAGCUAGACUUCUGUAAAUAUCCCUUAUUUUAAGAAUUUUACUUUGAAACCAUGUAAAUAUUUUACUUAAUUACACAAGAAUUUUUUAAUCCCUAAAAAAUGAAACAAAACUAAACAAAUGAACCUAAACAUGUACUGAGUUGGUGGAAAGAUCUCCCAAAGAACUAACUCUGAUUUUUUCUCCUCUAUUUUCCCUUCCCUCCAGCCUUUUGCCAUCAGAAUCACUGACCCUAAGCCCACAACAGAUUGAAAAGUUUGUAACAGUCUCUGAGGCAAAGUGGAAGCCUGCAUUCCUCAGGAUGGGUUAAGGGGAGGUCCUCGGCGAAAAGCGAGAUCUCCUUUAUUUCCUGCUUAUUUUACUAAAGAAUUUCUUUUUGUCACUCAGGUUCCUCCUUCCUUCUCUCUCCGCAUCACAAAAACUGCAGUGAGAAACCAAAGGGGCGGGCCCCUGACUUCCAGUAGGAGGUUUCACACUUGGAAAGUGGUAGUUCUGAGGACACAAAUAGGGAAAUUUCAGAGAGAAGCCUAAGGCUGGGGCUGGAGAGCCCUAGGCCAUAGUAACAAGAACUGGUUAACCCCAGAAAGGGUAGGAAAGCUUCUGACACUGCAGAGGUAAAGAAGAGUGCCAUGCAGAGCAGAUCAAAGAAGACCAGUAGACUUGCCCAUGCUGGGGGAGUAGAAUCAGCUUCUGGUUAGAGGGUUGAGGGGUAAAACAAGAAGCCUUCCUGUGUAACACGUUUGCACCUGGACAUGUUACCCAGUCCAAGGUCGUACUGCUCGCCACACAACAGGCCAAGAAAUCGGGACACAAGGUGUUGGGGCAAGGAAUAGAGAUUUUGUUCAGGAAGCCGGAGAAGAUGGGGGACUAGUGUCCCCAAGAACCACCUGCCCCAACUUAGCAGUCAGGCUGCUUUUAUACUAAAAUGGGAGUGGGCGUGGCUGAUUGUUGGAAACGUCUUGGUGCUGGAAUCCUUUGUUCACAACUGUUAUUCUCUGUUCUGCAACAUUUUAUCUCUGUAUGAAUGGAAAAGUGUUUUACCCUUAAAGGUCAGAGCCUUCAGAAUAGGCUCCCCUGUAUAUUUCAGGCUAGAGGCAACACUGUUUCACAAGGUGCAGAGCCCGCAGGACUCAGCACAGGCAACAGAGCACAAGGCUUAGAGCUACAGGGAUAGACCUGAUGCGGAAGCAGGUUUGUUCUUCCCUGUUACACAUCUGUGCUGUCUGGUCGCCACAAGUCAUGCCCUCCAGGAGUUGGUGGGGGGCAAGAUGGUUAUUUGGGAUCUAUGCCUGUGAACAGAAAGAGACUGAAGCAGGAUUGGGCAGAGGAAGAAGCCGAACUGUGGUGAGGGCUCAACAAAGCCUCCGCUCACCGGGUGAAAAAUGGUCCCAUGGCAGGUGGAAACAUCUGGACUUUAUCCCCUCACCUUACCGAGUCUUCUGACCAUGCUGCCCCGAGAGGGCUUGCCUCAGAGAGAGACACCACGAGAGGGACACAGCCCGCUGCAGCUAAAGCAGCCCUUGAAGGAGCUGACAGCUGCAGGCUGUCUACUGAUGGUAUUUCCUGCAGCUGGGGCACAAGUCUUUCCUUGGAGGGGGACUUGGGGGUUAUAUCCCUUUGCCACCAGGCUAGCAACCCUCUUCAUAGUUAAUGUAGAGUGUUUUUACUGUAAUUUCUCUCAACAAACAAAAGGCAUUACACUUUCAGUAAAGAACUCCAUAUAUUUAAGGUUGAAUUCAAAAUUGCUGUUAGAAUUUAUAUUCCAUGGAUUAUCAGGUGGUCAAUAUUAUAUUUCUGGGCAGGCUGGAAUUAGCUGUUGGUUCAUUUAUUCAUCUCACAAACAUUUCUUAAGCAUCUAUUGCAUGACAGUCUCUGGAAAUUGAAAUAUGAAUAAAGAUGCUUUUCCCCUGAACUGGGAGUGAGAUUCUAGUAGGGAGGCGGACAAAAUAGACAAUUGAAACAACGUGGUAGCAGUUUAACAGGCAGGUAUAAACAAGACGCUGUAGAAGUUAAAGGGGCGUGAAGGAGCCAGUGGUCAGCUCUGUCUGCAGGCAUCCUCCUGGGAGAGGAGGCACGGGCUCUGACUCUCAGAGGACAGAAAUAUUCACAUAAGAACAUUAUCGGAAGAGCAAAUGAAUGGGUAAAGGCUCAGAGGAACGAAAGAGCAUCACACGUGAUGGGAACCACAGAUAGAUUAAUAUGACCAAGUGACAGCCCUCUGCAGAACAUUCCUUGGGAUAUGUUGGAAGACAGUGUUGACUGAGGCUGCCAGGUCUGUGGGGACGUACGGCUGCUCUAGAUCUAGAACCUGAACAGGUCUCUUCUGGACUUGAUGUUGACAGGCCCAGAUUAUGUAAAGGACCAUCUCCCUAAAGUUGCUCAGCAUACUUCCUAUAUAGGAGAAAAGCGUCCUGCAUUAGAAAAAACGGGAGAUCUCAGAUAUUUACAGAGGCCUGCCUCAAAGAGAAGCUUGCCGGCCAAAUAUAAACCUGAGUAUGUUGGUGAAAUUGGUUGGGGAAUACCAGUGUAUGAUUUUAUCAACAAAACCAGGCUUCAGACUGGCUUUCACAUUAAGUAUGAAGAGUUCAGUCAAGCUGCUGUUGAGAAACUAAGCCACAGAUACCAGAACCCAUGGCAACCGACUCCUUCUGUUAUGGACGCAGAAGGGAGCUUCAGUCGUGGUUUCAUUGCCUGGCAUAUGGGUGAUUAUGAGGACACCAACCAAAGGAACUCCAAACGGGCCGUCCUCCUCCGGCAGAGCCAGGUAGCAUUGCCAAGAGUUUCCAGACCACCUAAGCUGUCAAAGCUACCAAAAGAGCAGGAGGUACGAUCAUUUGCUUUUCGGAAUCGUAGAAAAAGUCAAGCUGUCUUAACGUGUGCAUUAGAGAACGCCAUUUAAUAGCAAUACUAUGAAUAAUCAGUUUUAUAGCUCCUUUCAACCUAUCAGAACGUUUUGUAAUUCAUAUUGGAUUUCCACAGUGAUGUCCGUAUAGUGACUGGGUGGGUAUUAUUCCCAUUUUAUAGCUACAGAAAACAGGAGGUGAGGGGCUCAGUCCUUAGAACUGCUUAUUUACCACAUGGUUUAACCUGGAGAGCACAGCCAUCUGCUCAGUUUCCAAAACCUGAGAAAACUCAGUCCGUGAGAUGGAGGUAACUCUAUAACGCUUCUUAAAACCCCACAGACUGGGCUUCCCUGGUGGCGCAGUGGUUAAGAAUCUGCCCACCAAUGCAGGGGACACGGGUUGGAGCCCUGGUCCGGGAAGAUCCCACAUGCC